This is a messenger RNA of Naegleria fowleri, 1146 nucleotides long. RefSeq lists its product as uncharacterized. The record is from RefSeq and is a predicted model, not a curated record. NCBI's taxonomy places the organism in Eukaryota, Heterolobosea, Eutetramitea, Acrasida, Naegleriidae. The transcript has a single exon. Bases 1 to 1146 code for a protein of 381 amino acids.
AUGCGACACCGUCAAGGCUUUCAAAAUUCAACCAGCACCCGAAAGAACAACACUUAUGAAAGACCGAAUAUAAAACGUAAGGAUGAAGUGAAUCAGACCAUAUCAAAGCGUUCCCAGCAGCAAAUCACGCCCAACACAAAUCAAAUCUCUCCGAACUCUGUGCUAAAGCCUCAAUCAUCCGCUCAGCAAAGCCACGUUCAAAAGCAGAAUAUUAUUGUACACCAAAAGCUAAGAUAUCCUCCAAUCCGACAUGAACUUCUCAAGUAUUAUGGCAUUAGAAAUAUCAUUGAUGAUGAUCAAAUUGCUGAUGUCAUAUUUCCAUCCUUAAGGUUAGCCUUCAUAGUGGUUGGGAUCGAGAAUAUUGUUCUUCCAAACUACUCGGAACAAGUUGGAAUCAAGAAUAUUGCUCUUCCCUCUGUCUCCCAAUAUCGUUCUUUCUCCUCAACACCUUCUGAUUUAUCAAUGCUUAGAAAAGCAACUCUGGAAGACAUUUGUACUAUUGGCUCCAUAUUUGAGAGAUCAUUUGUUCUUGUUAUGAUCAACAACAAAAAUCAAAUGGGAAAGCUCUUGGUCUUACAAAAAAUGUUGACCUCUCAUGUCAUUCAAAGGCAAACGAAUAGAGAGAUGUUCCUUAAAUCUCAUGAUGACCAUAAUCCAUCCAAGAGAAAAAGAGAGGAUCCGAAUUCAGCUAGCAAGUGCGACAGCAGUGCAGAUACAGAUGCACCAGCUCCGUAUAGACCUCCUCAAGUACUGCCUUGCAGCUCAACGGGUAAGAUGAUACAAUGUAUUCAAGAAUUGAGUAAGGUUGAAGGACGAAAGCAACGUGUGAAACAUAGCGAGCAAGAAUUAGCAGAGUUCAUGAAUCAACAUCAGGCAAAUGCAGAGAGAGCAUUUGUCAACUCUCCCAUUGCUCAUGGUCUCUCAAGUUAUGAAGCAAGUGUAUUGUUGCAAGGAAUGGGCUCUGUUUCGAAGGUAAUUUUGUGCCAAUCGCCUCAAGAAAUUAUUGCACGAACUCCUCUCGAAAGGGAGAAGGCAACAUUGAUUUUCGACUUUUUCAAUCCUCCCCAAGAGAACGACAAGUUAUUGCAGAUGCAAGAUGAGGAAAAUUCCUUCUACAGAGACAUGCAUCUCAAUGAUGGCAAAUAA